Molecule: messenger RNA, 3765 nt
Organism: Gasterosteus aculeatus aculeatus (three-spined stickleback)
Lineage: Eukaryota; Metazoa; Chordata; Actinopteri; Perciformes; Gasterosteidae
Gene: gpr31
Product: G protein-coupled receptor 31
Biological process (GO): G protein-coupled receptor signaling pathway
Cellular component (GO): membrane
Molecular function (GO): G protein-coupled receptor activity
Source: RefSeq, a predicted model, not a curated record
AGCAGUAUGCUUUGCAGGAACAUGAAAUCCUUUUUCUCACACCAGGGAUUGGCCGUCUGUGUGAAGUCAGCUGGAGGGCUCCAGCAUUGGCUUGUUGGUGCUUGACCGUGCAGGCGAGCUGUGAUUGGGCUUCUGCACACAGAUGAAAUCUCCCCACGCUGGUACUUUGUUUGAUGUUUAACCAGUUUCCUGUUAAGGAAAACUGGGUUGCGUUUAUCUGUGUUUUCAUUUCCAGAGGCUGCUCGGGGUUUGAGAGGUUAACCAGGUUUCGGUUAACUCCACUCGUCCUGUAGUUGAGAAGCAGCCGGUGACUCAUCUCCUCGGGCCACAGGAAGGGCGGAGCUACCAGCAACAGGGACAAGUUGCAGGGCAAACUCAAAAUCAGAGAAGCUGUCAAGCAUUCCCUCUGCAUACUAGGAGGAUCACUUCCAGACCUGAUGCUAAAGGACUUUGGGCACCAGAAACACACAAAGAGGGAGUUUAAACUUACAGGUGGAAAAACCUGUUUGGUGGGGGGGGUUUUUGUUAGGGCGUGGGUUUGCCUGGUGAGACUUUAUGUGUGAAAGGUUUUUCCUUGUCGGUUUAUUUGAAAAGCACUUUGCUCACUCUGGCUCGUGAGUAAUAUUUAAUCAUUCAUCUCUUUCACCGCUCAAAUGGAAAGCACCAAUGGAUCGGGUUACCAGCUCAUCGAGGACUGCGAGGCCACGAACAGGACACUGUACAAGUUCUACGCGGCCGUCAUGAUUGUGAUUUUCAUCCUGGCUCUGCCUCUCAACGCGUCUGUCCUGCACCUCUUCAUAUUCAAGCUGAAAUUCUGGAAAUCCAACACCAACAACGUCUUCCUGUUCAACCUGGUGCUGGCAGACGUGCUUCUGCUCUUCUGUUUGCCCAUAAAGGCAUACAACUUCAUCCGGGGGGAGAGGCGAAGCGCCAACGACACGGUGUGCAAAGCCAUGCUCUUCAUGCUGUUCCUGAACCGCGGGGCGAGCAUCGCCUUCCUGACGGUGACCUCCAUCGACCGCUAUUUCAACGUCGUGCACCCCGGCCGCAAGAACCUGCUGAGAGCUCUCAAGAAAUCUCCACACAUCUCUAUCUUCAUCUGGCUGCUCCUGCUGCCUCUCACCAUCCCCACCAUGCUGAAGAACUUUGACUGCUGCAACAGCCACAGCCCGCAGCCCGACGACACUUUGGUGAAGGACGUGGUGGACAGCAUGCGAGAAGUGGUCUUCUUUUCCCAGAUCGUCAUCCCCUUCGUCAUCCUGGUCUACUGCACGGUGCACAUUGUCAACCGGCUCAGGAAGAAGACGGUGGGGGAUCGGACCAAGCUGAGGAGGGCCGUCUUCCUGGUGACCUCCGUCAUGGUGGUGUUCUCGCUCUGCUUCCUCCCGUGCACCGUGGCCAGGAUGGUUCUGCUGAUCGCCCGGGUAGAAGAGUGGCCUGAGGCCUGGCAGGAUAAAGCUGCGGUGGCCUUCGACGGCCUCAUGGUCCUGUCCUACGUGGACUGUCUGCUGGACCCGCUGGUCUACUGCUUCUGCAGCACCAAGUUUAAAGGUCUUUACCUCUCCAAUUAUUUCCCGUUCUUACUGAAAGACGGUCACGUGCUGCCGGACAGCUCGACGGGAAACACGUUGCCACCUCCGCGCAAUAAUGUCAUUUGAAAUAGGGGACCCAAAAGAAAUCUACCAGAGACUGAGCAUCCCCAAAAUGUGUUUUUAAGAUUAUAGACUAUGAAGACAAAACCCAGUUGUUAUUUAAGAUUAUAUUUUCUGUCAAUAUCUAAAAGUAAUAAUGUCAAUGUGUUUCUUUUUUCUUUUGAAUAAAUGGUUGGUAAGUCAAGUAUAUAUAUAAUUAUGUUGGUACGUAUGUAAAUAGGAAGUUCUGGUUCUUACAAAGUUGGUCACAUAUUUCAUGGCGUAGUUUUACUGACUCAAUAUGUCAAAUCGUCUCCUGAUGGUCUCGGAUAUAUUCAUGGUGGUGGAUUUUAUUUAGUGAGACUUUUCUGAAUAGGACGGCCCGUCGGGCAAAAGUAUGCACAUCUGUUUUUCCUUUCUGCUUGGGCAGAAAGUAGUUAUGGUCAUAAACAAUCCCUUUUUAACUGCGUGGGGGAAAAACUAACAUGAAUCCUAUUUGCUUUACGCAACCUUCAUCUCAGCCUCGGCGUUAAGCAAAUAUUGGUGUUUAAUGCCGUUGGUUAAGGCUUAACAAAUAUAACCGUGUCGCCCGUAAGUGUUGAAAUCGUGUGAAAUACAAUUUUUAAAACCACAGUGGAAAUUUUCCAAACCAAGGGAACAGAAGCGGGGACGUGCACAGUGAAACGUGUGCAUGUAACUCCAAAAUAGAUGCAUAUAUUAACAUGGUCAGUCCCCUGGAAUACUGGACCCUUAACACGCACACAGGAAGUGCAUUGUUAAAGAUCUGUGUAAUUGUGCUGUACGUAUUGUGUACGUACGGGAGGGUUUUCUUAAUACCAAUACCAAAUCUUUCCUUUCCAUAUAAACUAAAUCAUGAAUAAUGACAGAAAAAAAACUUUACUCAGCUGUAUUCUCAUGAAUCCUUUCUGAUCAUGCGUUAGUCAUCGGGGAGGUUUGGCUCACGUUGAUGAUGUCAUAAACAGUAACAGUACUGUGCGUCUGUUUACUGUCUGGCUAUAAAUACACUCAUUUGAGACUCACAGGUGUUGAAGACGCUUCGUUGCGUAUCAUAAAAGCCGUCACGUUUUAUUUGUCACGGCACUGCCUGACAAGGUGGAACGCUACAACAAUACGAUGCGUCAUUUGCAAACCGGGAUGUUGAACAAUUUCCUCGCCAGGUUGAAUCAUCGCGUUAUGUUGAAACACAACUGAGGAGGAACCCCCAGUAGCCGAUGCCUACUGGACUGAGAGGCACAAACGAGCAAGGAAACGCACCGAUACACAAUCCACUCCUCUCUGCAAGUCUCCCGUCCGUGUGUGAAAGUGCAUGAAAACCCUGCAAAUAUUGACAGGGUAAAGCGAGUGGUUUGAAGUCCCCUAUAGUAUGACCUUAAACAAGAUGUCAGUCAAACAAGCCUUUGACGCCCAGCAGGGGUUUUUGUAUACUUUUAGCAUCUAGUUGUUUAGUUUAGACCUGCGCGGGGCUGCACGUUCAAUAUGUAUCAUUCGUUUGACUGAAACUCAACUGUUCAUUCAAUACAUUGCUGUCAUUCUUGUGUAUAAUUUUGUAUAUGCAUCAAUUAAGUGGGUCUGCAAAGAGGCCCGACUAUGUAUGUACGUGAUCUUUAAAAGUAGGCUCCGAUUUCUCUCACCUAUUGAGUCUUCUACAAAGUGAGAAACCCAGAGUUCAACUAGGACACAUUCAGAUGUUUUAAUGGGUCAAUCACAUGUCUUAUGCUGAGGACAUACAACAGACAAAAAUCUGUUUAUACGUUACUGUUGAAGAAAUAAGUCAAUAUAGCUCAGACAAAAAACAGGAGUCGGGAUCAUCCUAAUGGAUCCAACUAAACCCAUGUGAAAAGCAGCGACGGCUCCCUCAGCUGCUCAGAAGCCAGAAUGGGGAAAGUGUGAAAAUGGCGCUGGAGAGCGCGUUUUCAAGCGGAUAAGUGGAGAUUGUGGCCGAGACUCUGAUGUUUCGUACACGUUCGUAUAGUUGUCCGUGUUCGCAGUUGGUUCUGCUCGGUUUGAAACCCAAAUGGGAGAUGCUCGAAUGCAAAUCUUUCACUGAUUUUAGGAUGUAUCACCCCCAUGACAUGAUUCAAUGUAAUAAAAGAAUUUAUUGAUUUGAUAAACA